AUUAUUUGUAAAUCAAUCUUAGUUUUAAAUAAUCAUACUUUAAAGUUUCUCCUAAAUUCCUUAAUUCUAAUGACUUAAUACCUAUUUUAAUAUUCGGUGUUAGACCACAAUUCAAGCUAUUAAAAAAAUAUUAUCAGUUUUUUUAUUUUUAAAUUUCCAUUAAAAAUGAAGACGCCACAAAAAUAUCUAACUGAAAAUCUGAAUAAUUAAAAGGAAAAAAGAAAGGAACAAUGUUGCCCUACAAAACAAUUCCAUUAUCUGAUAGUAUAGAUGGCUAUGAAAAAUUGGAACUUUUGGGUAAAGGUGGUUUUGCGUGUGUUUAUCAUGCUCAAUGCCGUCGCACUGGUCGUCAUGUUGCUAUCAAGGAGAUUGAUAUUUGGACUAUGAAAAAACAGAAUAUGAUUGAUCGUGUACGCCAAGAAGUAAAAAUACACAGUCAACUUAAACAUCCGUCUAUUUUAGAGUUGUAUACAUUUUUUGAAGAUUGCCGGCAUGUAUAUUUAGUAUUAGAACUGUGUCAUAAUGGUGAAUUGCUCCAAUAUUUAAAACGUAAUGGAAACAAAUUAUCAGAAAUUGAAGCACGGUAUAUUAUAAGACAAGUAGUUGAAGGUCUUUUAUACUUACAUAAACAUAAUAUUGUACAUAGAGAUAUGACUUUAACAAACUUAUUAUUAACAAAAGACAUGCGAGUAAAAAUUGCUGAUUUUGGUCUUGCCACUCAAUUAAAUUCUAAGGAUGAAAAACAUAUGACAAUGUGUGGAACCCCAAAUUAUAUAUCACCAGAAGUGGCUACUCGAAGCUCACAUGGUCUAGAAACAGAUUUAUGGGGAUUGGGAUGUUUAUUGUAUACAUUGUUAGUGGGACAUCCUCCAUUUGACACCGAUGCUAUUAAAAGCACACUUACUAAAGUUGUAAUGAGUGACUUUUCUUUGCCAAACUAUUUAUCAAACAAAGCUAAAGAUUUAAUAAAUUGUUUGCUUAGAAAAAACCCGAGGGAUCGUAUAGAUUUGCAUGGUGUGUUAAAUCACGAUUUUAUGCAAGAAAAAAUUAUUUGUGAUGGACCUUCUAUAUGGUUUCAUCAAUCACAUUUUACUGAAGAUAGUGGUUUCAAUACAAUUUCAUUUAAUAAAGAAAAAUGUAGUUCUUCAACCGGCUUACAUUAUGUUCGUUCAAUUCAUAAUCCUAGUAUUGAAAUUAAUCAUCAUACUGGAAAUUCUAACUUAAAUGUAUUAUCAAGUUGUAGAGAUUUUCAUUUAAAUACAGAAGCCAAUAAAGAAGAAUGCUACACAUCAAAUGUAAUAAAAAGUUUCCAUAAACACAGCAAUAAUUUCCAAAAUAUGUACCAUGUAACUCCAUCACAACAUUCAGAAAAUAGACAGUUUACUGUGUUUGAUGAUAAAUUUUUACAGUCAUUUAAAACCUUUCCUGAAACAAGUUCAUCUAAUAGAAUGGCUGAAUGCCUAAGCACAGUACGAUUACAAAAACAUAGACAUAAAACAAAAAAUAAAGUGUUAAGUAUUUUAAAUAAUGGAGAUGUUUGUGUAGAAUUUAUUAAAAUGAAAUCAAAAUCCAAAGAAGAACGAGUUGUAGAAGUAAUACGUAUUUCUUCUGAUGGUCAACAUAUGGUUAUAUAUAGACCAAAUAAAGAUAGAGGAGUGAAAUUACAUGAUGAACCUCCACCUAUACCAAUUAAAGGAGCUGAUGAAGUAUAUAGUUAUGAAUCACUUCCUCAGCAUCAUUGGAAAAAAUAUGCAUAUGCUGCUCAAUUUGUUAAGCUUAUUGCUUCGAAGACGGCCAAAGUGGUUUUUUACAGUGAUGAGGCAAAAUGUCUUCUUAUGGAAGAUGGAAAAGCAUUUGAAGCACAUUUUUAUAAUGGGUCUAUGGUAUCAAGUCUUGGGAAUGGAGACAUAAAAAUAGUUGUAAAUGGAAAAUCAAAAUCUUUUAGUCGACCAGAAUGUUUAGAUGAGUCAGAUAAGAUUAUUUACAUUCAAUUCAAAAAAUACUAUGAACAUUGUUGUUUAGUUGAAAAAACUUUAUGUACUCUUGAUACAAGUGCUAACAGUGGUGUUACUGUGUUUCCAGUGACACUAGGAAGGAGACCUAUAACAAAAGAAGCAAAAGAUAAAUCUGAUAUACCAACAAAUUCUAAGUUAAAAAGUUCAUUUUUAAUUAAAUCUGGUGAAAUUUGUAUAAAUUAUGGAGAUGGAUCACUAGUAAAACUUGACACAACUACUGGUAAAGUAAAAUGUCAGACAACUCAAGGAGUAGUAAUGGUUUAUGAUCAAAAGGAUAGACAUCUACUACCCGAGUGGGCAAAAAAUUGUUUAAAAGAAAUUCCACAUUUACUUAAGCCAAAUGAACAAACAACAACAAACUGGAAAUGGCCAAAUAGAUAAUUAUGACUUCAAUUUAAUACUUCUAUUUAUAACUUUGUAUUAAAGAUAAAUAUUAUUCAAUCAACGAAUUAUUUAGCAAACAUUAGUCUUCCGUCAUUAGCUCAUUAGGUAAUUAAUACCUAGCUUAAAUAAUGUCUAUGUUAGACAAUUAUGUAAAGUAUUAUAAUUUUAUGAAUAAUUUUAAUUGGGAAUAACAAUGUGUUUAACUUUAAUGUAGUCUAAUUAUUUUAAUAAGUAUUUAGUUUAUCCUUAAUAUAAAGAUCUAUUUUAAUAUAAAUUAAUAUUAUAAAUUUAAAAAAAAAUGUAAUAUGUACCAAUUUAUAAUAUUUAUUAUUUAAGUAUAUUUGAUAAACAUAACCAUGCAUAUUAUUACCAUUGACUGUAAACACUAGUAGACUGCUAGCAUAUAACAUAAUAAUAAUAAAUAAUUAUAUUCUAUGCUAUUAGUUUGGUACCUUACUAUAAAUAAUCAUUAUCAUAGUUUAAAAAAAAAUAAUAAUUAGAAUAAAGUAUUACAGUAAAAUAAUAAAAAAAUUUAUUAUUAUAGAAAAUAAUAAUUAUUAAUUUUCAUGAAUGUUAUUUUUUUUAUUUUUAUUUAUAAACAACUACUAAUGCAAUUUUACCAAAAUGGAUUUAAUUAGUACUUUACCUAUGUCAAUAGAAUAAUAUAUUAAGCAAAUUUAUUUAUUAAUUUAUUAUACUUUAUAACAGUUAUUUUUUUUUUUAUAUAUUAUGUUAUAAUAAAUUAUAUUUCUAUAAUGUUUAUGGUUAAAAAUAUGUAUAUUUGUUGUUGACGGCUAUUGGCAUAUUAUAUUUUGUGUCACAGUGGUAAAUUUAUAUUAUCUUUGUAACUAAAUUGGUAACAAAACAGUAGAAAUUACCAAAUGUGAUUACUAUACUUACAUCAGUGAAAACUGAUUGUGGGUCAUUGUUUUUCACCCAGUUUAAUUCAUCUAAAAAUUGUUUUUUAUCAAUCAUAUAACUAUACACAAUAAAUUUAUCAAUAAUGAGAUUCA
Molecule: messenger RNA, 3412 nt
Organism: Aphis gossypii (cotton aphid)
Lineage: Eukaryota; Metazoa; Arthropoda; Insecta; Hemiptera; Aphididae
Gene: SAK
Product: serine/threonine-protein kinase PLK4
Exons: 2
Coding region: 231-2396 (721 amino acids)
Biological process (GO): protein phosphorylation
Molecular function (GO): ATP binding; protein kinase activity
Source: RefSeq, a predicted model, not a curated record